AUGCCGACAUUCCGUCUGAAAACAGCCUUCCCCCUCAUCGCUCUCGUCUCGAUAGGGCUUUUUUUCUGGUGCAUCGAGCGCUAUGACCGUGAGGCUUUCCUUCGCUUCAAGCGCCCUAUCGAUCGCGUUGCCUCGCCCGGUGCGGCUCAAAUCCAGCUGCAGUCUUCGUCGUCCACUUCGCAACCAUGUGACGCGGAUCCUGGUGUAAUGCCCCCUCUGCCUUUCAACGAAUGGCUUCUCCGCAAGAACUAUACCCGCGCCUACUUCCGCCCCCGUCACGUUCCUCCUAAGACUGAAUUUAGCUCCCUGGAGGAAAUCGAGACUCCUGUGCUUCCUCCCAUGACUGUGUUGGAGCGUGGCAUGGUCAUUUCCCCGAGCAAUAAAGAGGAGGCCAUGGCCUGCCCCCCGAUCAUCGAUGUGGAUGUCGCCGCCGACCAUGAUAUUGACGAAACUGACAAGCUCCUGUUUGGCUUAGCUACCACUGCCGACCGCUUGGAUCGUCUGCUGCCUUCCCUGCUCUACUCCUAUGGAAACACCAAGGCCGGUAUCAUUGUCCUCGUCCCCGAGUCGGGUGAUGACAUCCCGAAGCAAGAAACUUAUUUCCGCAACCGUGGUUUGGACUUGACUCUGAUCCAGUCUCCUCUUGACUUCACCGCUCGUUACUUCGGCCUGGUGCAAGCCUUUGCUGAGCAUAUCCGAACCAAACGCCCCCAGACCAAGUGGGUGAGCUUCAUUGAUGAUGACACUUUCUUCCUGUCUCUCUCUACCAUCGCCCAAGAGCUGAACCUCUUUGACGUGAGCAAGAAGCACUACAUUGGAGCUUUGUCCGAGGCUAGCUGGCAGGUCGAUACCUUUGGCCACAUCGCCUUCGGAGGAGCCGGUGUUUUCGUAUCUAAGCCUCUGCUUGAUGUUCUGGAGCGUUUCUAUGACGAGUGCCAGUCUUGGGGUGAGCAGCCUGGUGACCAGAAGCUGGGUCAAUGCAUUCAGAGAUAUGCGGAUACCCCGCUUACCCUCUGGCCCUCCCUGUACCAGAUGGAUAUGAAGGGUGAGGUCGAUGGCGUGUACGAGUCUGGUCGUAGGAUUGAGUCUCUUCAUCACUGGAACAGCUGGUAUACUAAGGAUGUCGUGAAGAUGACCGCUGUCUCUGCCGCUGCUGGUCGUCGCUCUGUUCUCCGCCGGUGGGUCUUUGACCAGGAGGAAAUCGUCAACAACUCGACUGGCAAAUCCGUGCGAACCUUCUGGGUCUUCACCAAUGGCUACUCCCUUGUCAAGUACACCUACGACGAGAACACUCCUGAUGAUGCUAUCAACUUCGACCAUGCUGAAAAGACCUGGGAAGAAGAUCCUCGCGGCUAUGAGGCCCGUCUUGGACCUCUGCGCCUUCGGGAUCAGGAGGGUGUUAUCAAGGAUCGAUGGCUCCUGCGGGAAGCCUUCGUUGUCGGUGACAAUGUUCACCAGUGGUAUGUGCGUGAGGAGGACGAGGGUCACAGUGUGAUUGAAAUUGUUUGGCUUGGGCCCAAGGGUGGCGGUGGUGCUGGUAUCAGGGAUUUUGCCGUCAACAUGCAUUAA
Molecule: messenger RNA, 1569 nt
Organism: Aspergillus ochraceoroseus IBT 24754
Lineage: Eukaryota; Fungi; Ascomycota; Eurotiomycetes; Eurotiales; Aspergillaceae
Gene: gfsA
Product: glycosyltransferase family 31 protein
Exons: 1
Coding region: 1-1569 (522 amino acids)
Molecular function (GO): acetylglucosaminyltransferase activity
Source: RefSeq, a predicted model, not a curated record